UGUUCACGUUCUGCUGUCACCUUUCACCCCUUUUACGUCAUAAUUUUUAGUUAUAGAAUAAAAAACCUCUUAGCAAAAAACAGCUGUUCUGACAUGUUAUGAAUUGAAAAAGAAAAAUCAUUCUAUAUUCAUAUUCAAUUCAUAAAACAGUUUUCGGCGACGCAUAGAUGUGGUAAUUUGAAUCCGCAUCGUGGGAGCUUCGCGUCGCAACCGCGAGAGAAUAGAGCGAUCUCGCACAUUGAGGGACGGUGGAGAGCAACUGGAGAAGUGAGUUAGUCGAAAACCUUUUGCUGCGGAUCGAUCUUCAGCUUUACCACGCACGGCACCAACUUUACUAUCAGCUUCUUCACCAGUCCAUUCUCAGGAUGACGACGCAGCAGCCACGACAAUUACGUAGGGACCAUCAGCAAUUGAAGCAGGCUAUGUUUGCGCGAAUCUCGUUCUAUCCAACGUUGUUCUACAACGUGUUCAUGGAGAAAGUAACCAAACGUAACUGGUACGACCGAGUGGACGAAAACAUGAUCCUCGGAGCGCUGCCGUUUCGCUCAGUGGCACCGGAAAUGGUGCGACAGGAAAACAUCAAAGCCGUCGUGUCGAUGAAUGAAGACUACGAACUGUGGUUGUUUUCGAACAACCGGGAACGGUGGGCCAAAUUGGGGGUGGAUUUUCUGCAGUUAGCUACCACUGAUAUUUUUGAAUCGCCAUGCCAGGAGAAGUUGUGGAGUGGAGUUAGAUUCAUCAAUCAGUUCCUACCCAGGGAUAAACGCAUGGCUGCUUUGAAAGAGGACAACGUUGGCAAUGGAUCUCAGGAGGAUCGCGUGGGGACGGUUUACGUACACUGUAAAGCUGGUCGGACGAGAAGUGCCACCCUGGUUGGGUGCUAUCUGAUGAUGCGCAACGGCUGGAGCCCGGAACGAGCGGUGGAACAUAUGCGUGCCUGCCGGCCACACGUGCUUCUCGGCAGCAAACAAUGGGAAGCCCUGCGGAUAUUCCAUAGCACCAGAAUGACAAGUCAACAAGAAUCCUCAACAGGAGCACCAGCUGCGAGGGAUUGACGAGACGAGUUUACGAUGACAAACUAGAACUAUUCAAUUGUAAAUAUAGACCGCAAACAAAUGGUUUGAAAUAAUCAGUUGACUCCGACAUGAAUCGAAAUAUAUUUAAAUAUGAAAAAGCUUCGCUUUAUGCAAAUUUCGCCAGCAUGAUCACUAUCACUA
Wyeomyia smithii (pitcher-plant mosquito) is the source of this 1217-nucleotide messenger RNA. RefSeq names its product phosphatidylglycerophosphatase and protein-tyrosine phosphatase 1 (gene PTPMT1). Bases 366 to 1055 code for a protein of 229 amino acids. Lineage: Eukaryota; Metazoa; Arthropoda; Insecta; Diptera; Culicidae. The record is from RefSeq and is a predicted model, not a curated record. Gene Ontology annotation, biological process: protein dephosphorylation. The transcript has 5 exons. Gene Ontology annotation, molecular function: protein tyrosine/serine/threonine phosphatase activity; phosphatidylinositol-4,5-bisphosphate 5-phosphatase activity; phosphatidylglycerophosphatase activity.